UGGCUAUGUGUCCUCGUCCAAUGUGAGUUUGUGAGCGUAUGCGCGAGGUCUCUUCCAGCAUUCUUGGACUUAUGCAGGAGUUCACUGGCGUGUGGGUGAGGGAUCCUCGCAUCCAGAAAGAGGAUUUCUGGCAUGCUUACAUGGAUUAUGAAAUCUGUAUACAUACAAACAGUUUGGCCUUCACUAAGAAGAGUUCCUGUGUGCGGCGGAGAUACAGCGAGUUUGUGUGGCUAAGAAAAAAGCUACAGAAAAAUGCUAUGCUCAUAACACAUCUACCAAAACUUCCUCCAAAAAACCCAUUCUUCAGUCUCAACAAUGCCAGAGAGAUCGGAGCCCGUAUGGAAGGGCUCAGGAAAUUUCUAGAAGAGGUGGUUCACAGCCCCGUUCUGCUUUCGGACAGCUGCUUACAUCUCUUCCUACAGUCCCAACUAAGUGUGAAAAAGAUUGAGGCCUGUGCUGAAGGCCGAAGUCGCUACACUGUCUCUGAGGCCAUUCACAGCUUCAGCUCAGGAAUCAAACGCUUUGAAUCUCAGUCUGAAGGGAGCAUGGAGGAAGAAGACGAUACGCAGUGUGAAUCAGAGUGAUAAGACUAUUUUCUGCUUAACACAUAAAGACUGAGGAACAUAACAUUCAACAAUAAAGAUUACAUGAGGAGUGACAGUGGAACAGGGAAAAAGUUACUGUCAUUGCUGAAACUGGGUUGUUUUGUCUCAUACUCAUACUUUUUGUAUUGCUAAAUCUGUAUUGAUGAAGAAGAUAACCUAAUAAAUUAUUUAAACCACA
Messenger RNA from Carassius gibelio (silver crucian carp), 783 nucleotides. It is a transcript of the gene snx10b, whose product is annotated as sorting nexin 10b. Gene Ontology annotation, molecular function: phosphatidylinositol binding. The transcript has 4 exons. Gene Ontology annotation, biological process: intracellular protein transport. The record is from RefSeq and is a predicted model, not a curated record. Lineage: Eukaryota; Metazoa; Chordata; Actinopteri; Cypriniformes; Cyprinidae. Bases 39 to 584 code for a protein of 181 amino acids.